Molecule: messenger RNA, 2028 nt
Organism: Fusarium mangiferae
Lineage: Eukaryota; Fungi; Ascomycota; Sordariomycetes; Hypocreales; Nectriaceae
Exons: 1
Coding region: 1-2028 (675 amino acids)
Biological process (GO): replication fork processing; resolution of meiotic recombination intermediates; mitotic intra-S DNA damage checkpoint signaling
Cellular component (GO): Holliday junction resolvase complex; nucleus
Molecular function (GO): nuclease activity; DNA binding
Source: RefSeq, a predicted model, not a curated record
AUGGCACCCGACGUGAUUGAUCUCAUCUCAUCGAGUCCGCCACCAAGCCAGUCCAUCCCAACCUCUGCGCAAGUACCCGAGACCAAUCGCAUCGUUGAACCAGAGAAGCGACACCUACCAAGUAUCAACACAACACAUUCAGCAUCGCCAGGACUGUUUCUUUCCGAUGAUUUCGACACAACUAUAGAUCUUGACGAGCCAAUACUGGUCGAUGCAAAUUCGAACAAGAGACGAUGCCUUUCUCCUCCAGCGCAACCACCUCCGCUCAAGCGCAUUUCCCCAGCUCCAGAACCGCAAACGAUUCUUCCGCCUGUGCGAACGAACGGGCGAGCUUCCGUCGCUUCUGAUCCUAUAGAACUUACAAGUUCUCCAAUAUUCGAAUCACAUGGCCAGCUGGAACAUUCGGCCUUUAGUGGCAAACCCUCGACAGAUACUAUCAGCAAGCCCACUAAUCAAUCGCUUGACGCUGAAGACUCUGAUCCUUUCGCAAGUUCACCACAACCGGUCCGACGAUCCCCCCCGAAACCGAAGCCCCUCGCAAGACCUAUAGAAUCUUCCGACCCUUUUGCAAGUUCACCCCAUCAAGCGCCGAUAACGACUAAGGUGCCCGAGGCUAUCAUAACAUCACCGCCUGCGCCUCCGCCAAAACCUGCGCCAAAGCCAGCCCCAAAGAAGAAUGCUACAUGGGAUCCAAUCUCCAGUUCGGCGCCAGAUGUCUUCUCUUUCGAUUCAUCGCCGCCACAGAGGAACAAUACCGUUAUUGACAUUGACGACUCCGAUGGCGAGGACGGUUCCGAGGACGAAUUGCCAGAUAUCGCUUCUUUCGAUGUUGCCAAGAUGCGACGUCGAUCACGACUUCAGCGCUCACAAAGCGAUGUUGUGUCAUCUAGAUCUCGAACAAAGCCCGCAUCUUCGAAUACAAAGUCAGCAGAAGAGCGAGCACGAGAAAAAGAAGCAAAGGCAGCAGCCAAAGAAGUCGAAAAAGAGGCUAAGCGACGUGAGAAGCAAGAAGCAAAGGAAGCCAAACUUCGUGAAAAGGAACGCACUGCUGCGCUGGCAGAGGUCAACAAGCUACGUACAGACAAAAAGGUCUCGACGCCAGAAAUGAUGGUCGAUAUUCCUUCGAGUCUAAAUGCCACGGUCACAACUGAGCUCCAGACUAUGCUAGAACCCUUUGAUGUGCAGUACACAACUUGGGAUAGCCCGGUCGACAAUGUGAUCAAAUGGCGAAGAAAGGUUCGCAGUCGAUACAACGACGAGAUUGGUCUCUGGGAGCCAAUACCUCUUCGCCUCGAGGAUGAGAAGCAUGCUCUCGUUGUGAUGCAUGCCGAUGAGUUUGUGAAGCUGGCGCAGGACGACCAGAUCUCAACUCACGUUGGCAAGAUGCAAAGACAUUUUGCUGAUCAUUCUCUCGUCUACUUGAUCGAGGGUCUCACACCUUGGAUGCGCAAGAACAGAGGCCUUCGUAAUCGUCAAUUUGCAUCGAAUGUUCGGGCUCAGGAGGCUGCGGCUUCUACUGCAGGUCGUCGACGAAACAACAAUCCCCCUCCAGAGUACGUAUCCGAGGAGUUGAUUGAAGAUGCGUUGUUGCAACUGCAGGUGAUGCAUGAAGUUUUGAUCCAUCACACUAUGAUACCGAUGGAAACAGCGGAGCAGAUCCUUACAUUCACCCAGCACAUCUCAACAAUACCUUACCGAAAACAACGAGACAUCGCGACACUCGGAGCAGGGUUUUGCAUGGAGAGCGGACAGGUGAAGACAGGCGAGGACGCCAAAGACACCUACAUCCGAAUGCUGCAAGAGAUUGUACGAGUCACAGCCCCCAUUGCAUAUGGAAUCGCGGCGGAAUUUGGCACCGUCAGCAGCUUGGUUCGAGGCUUGGAAGAGCGCGGGCCAACCCUUCUCGAAGGCGUGAAGAAGAGCGCAAACAAAGAUGGUGCUUUCUCAGAUCGCAUGGUUGGCCAAGCAGUAAGUCGACGCAUGUACAAAGUUUUUACGGGAGUGGACGAGACAAGCACAGAUGUUUAG